This is a messenger RNA of Mytilus trossulus (common blue mussel), 1436 nucleotides long. RefSeq lists its product as uncharacterized. The record is from RefSeq and is a predicted model, not a curated record. Lineage: Eukaryota; Metazoa; Mollusca; Bivalvia; Mytilida; Mytilidae. The transcript is spliced from 2 exons. The coding region runs from base 230 to 1435 and encodes 401 amino acids.
CUCCAUAUGUACUUUUUUGGAUUUAUCUCCCUUUGUAAUGGAAUCCGUUCCAUGACGGACAUUCACUGACACAAUAUUCUGAGCCAACCACGGCUUUUUUACCAUCAUCCUGUAGAUGUAUUAAAGUUUGAAUAAUCUACUAAGUUUGGUUAUCUGUAAUGCAAAUCUAUGCACGAGGCAUAACAGUAAAAAAGCCCGUAACUGGUGAGAAGAACUUGUGCCUGCCAUUAUGUCAACAAUUUCAAGAGAAGGAUCUUCUGAGGAGCAAUCUGUUGCUGUUGACGACGAUGCGGUACGGAAAUUAAGAACUCUGACAAUUAGAGGCCAAGAUCUUUAUGAAGAAUCAAGAGAUUGGCAUACUCGACAGAUAAAGAAAUUCUGGAGUACAGUUGACGCAGUUAUUGAUACAGCUAAUUCGCUUAAAGAUGAUAACUUACAAGAACUUCAGGAGGUUCAACGAGAAUUGACACUGCAUGUAGACCAAUUCUCAGCACUCUGUACUCUCUACUUCGAAUUUCUAACGAAGUAUAACACCAAUGAGAGCCUACAGGAAAAGUCAUAUUUCGAAACAACUUUUCGAGGCUACAAUAUACUAAUAGAUGCAUCACUAAGAAGUCUUCGUCAGCGAAUAUCAGAUGCACUACGCAAAGAUACAGACAGAGGAUCAGUCAGUUCUUCAAGACGAUCUGGAGCUAAAACAAGUAGCUCACGAAACACGAGUACAAGCUCCUUGUACCUAAAAUCCAAAGCUAAAGCAGAAGCAGCAAGGGUACGCCUGCAAUAUGUUCAGGAAGAAGCAGAAUUAAAAAAGAAACAAGCUAACUUAGAUGAACAAUUUGAAAUAGAAACUGCUAAGUUCAAAGCAGCAGCACAGAAAGAAAAGGCUGAAUUAAAUGCAGAACUUGACGUUCUAUCAUACAAAAAGGAAGUAGCGGCAGCUGAAGCUGAAGUCGAAGUGUUACAAUCUGAAGGAUCAGAUGAUCGUACUGAAAGAAGCUGUUCAGGAAUUAAAUCUAUUGCUAGUAAAAGAACACAAGCCUAUGUGGCUGAACAAUCUUCCCUAAAAUUAAACUCUGUUUUACAACCAGGACCAGAAUUUGAGAUUCCAUAUAUGGUACCUUCAACUAGAAACGAACCUAAAAAAUUAUUUGAUAUCCCACAUGUGGUGCCAUCAGUGGCAAGUGAACCUCUUUCACAAACAGAUCAAAUUCAUGAAGAAACACCUAUUAUGGAACAAGCAGAAAUCCAAAACAAAACUAUAGAAAAGAUAGACAACAGUGUUACAAGUGACCUCACAAGAUUUCUACUGAAGAAAGAGUUACUUUUAUCACGCUUAAUUAACUUCAAUGAUAAGCCAGAAUUUCAAUUGUACUUGGAAGUCAAGUUUCAUAAACAUCAUGACAGAAUUACAAGUUACACCUAUAGAAGAGAUUGAC